CAUUCCCAAAUGAUUUGGGAAAAGAAAGAGGAACUUGUAAGGAAAACAUACUUGCACAUUUCGAGAAAAAAGAGGAAUAUACUAUUAGAAGAUGAUUUGGAGCUACAAAUCUUGUAUUAAAUAUUGGCAAUUAGGCUGUAGAUCAGUGCAGUAGUUGAAUUUGUUUAAAGAAAUAACCACUGUUUGAUCCAAGCUAAGAUCAUUCUUCAGGAAAAAUCAAGAAACAACCCCCCGCGCGCGCGCGACAGAGAUGUGGGAAUCAAUCUGCCUCACGGUAGCGGCCACCGCCGGUAACAACAUCGGAAAAGUCCUCCAGAAGAAGGGCACAAUCAUCCUCCCCCCUCUCUCAUUCAAGCUAAAGGUGAUAAGAGCAUAUGCUUUUAACAAAGUUUGGGUUAUAGGCUUCCUAAUGGAUAUUUUUGGAGCUCUCUUAAUGUUGCGAGCACUAUCUCUUGCCCCAGUUUCUGUCAUUCAGCCUGUUUCUGGCUGUGGGCUUGCCAUCCUUUCAAUCUUUUCACAUUUUUAUCUGAAGGAGAUUAUGAACACUAUUGAUUGGGUGGGAAUCACUUUGGCUGGCAUUGGCACUAUAGGUGUUGGUGCUGGAGGGGAGGAGCAGAGCGCUUCAUCAAUCUCCAUUUUCAAUUUACCAUGGCUGGCAUUUGCUGUUGCAUUCUUGUUUGUACUCCUUAAUGGUUGGCUUCGUAUCUAUAGACGCCAGCGAAGAGAACAAGAGUUGGUACAAUAUGAAGUGAUCGAGGAAAUAAUUUACGGCUUGGAGUCUGGCAUUUUGUUUGGGAUGUCAUCUGUUAUAUCGAAAAUUGGGUUUUUAUUUUUGGAGCAAGGCUUUUCGAAACUGCUGGUACCCCUUUGCAUCUCUAUCAGCAUAUGCUGUAGCGCUUCUGGGUUUGUGUAUCAGACACGUGGUUUGAAGCAUGGGAGAGCAAUUGUAGUGUCCACAUGUGCUGCGGUGGCAUCAAUUGUUACUGGUGUACUCGCUGGUAUGCUUGCUUUGGGAGAGCGCUUGCCUUCAGCGCCAAUGGCUCGUCUCUCACUUUUGCUCGGAUGGCUAUUCAUUGUGAUUGGUGUCAUUCUGCUGGUAACUUCAACGCGGGUUCUGCGUCUCCUUCCACGGCCAUUGAGGCGUAUUCUCAGAGGAGGCAGCGUCGACAGAAACCAGGGACUACGGCAAUCUAUUCAGGUGCGCACUAGAGAACCUAGUCCUACCGCUGUUAUCCAAGCCACGACGUUGCAUCACCUGAUAACAUCUCCAUCCAAAGAAAAAUCUUGAUCUGCUCACACUGACUAUUAUUGGCAAGGUUUUUAGUGAAAUACAAUAACCUGAAGCUGUUUUGUUGAAUCAGAUUCUCACAUUAUAUUCAAUGGUGUACAGUAAUACAUCACCACAUUGCAAGAGACAAGGUUUAGAAACUUUUUUUUUUUUCUUAAUAGGGAUGCAAUUCUUGACACAUUCAUUAAUUGUCACUGGAAAGACAAAAAGAAUGGUUCAUGUGAUUCAUAUGUUUGUUGGGUUGUAUUUGUAAUAUAGAUGAGCUGCAUUUUCAAUUUGUCCA
This is a messenger RNA of Ipomoea triloba (trilobed morning glory), 1571 nucleotides long. RefSeq names its product probable magnesium transporter NIPA9. Gene Ontology annotation, biological process: magnesium ion transport. The record is from RefSeq and is a predicted model, not a curated record. Gene Ontology annotation, molecular function: magnesium ion transmembrane transporter activity. The coding region runs from base 251 to 1288 and encodes 345 amino acids. Lineage: Eukaryota; Viridiplantae; Streptophyta; Magnoliopsida; Solanales; Convolvulaceae. Gene Ontology annotation, cellular component: membrane. The transcript has 9 exons.